CACAAAUCCAUUCUCGCUGAACUAGGAAGAUGCUGCACGCGCGCCGCCUUCUCCGCUCCACGAAGCUCCAGACCCGCGCCAUGUCCUGGCUCAAGGACGUGCCCAUGGGCCCCGCGGACCCGAUCUUGGGCCUCACCGAAAAGUUCAACAAGGACACGGACGCCCGCAAGGUCUCGCUCGGCGUCGGCGCGUACCGCGACGACAACGGCAAGCCGUACGUCCUUCCGUCGGUCUGGGAAGCCGAGAAGCGCCUCAUUGACGCCAAGAAGAACAAGGAAUACGCUGGCAUUGCCGGUAUCAAGGAGUUUGUCGACCUCUCCUUGAAGUUCGCCUACGGCGACAACUCGAAGGCCAUUAAGGAUGGCCGCGUCACCGGUGUCCAGACGAUCUCGGGCACGGGCGGCUGCCGUCUCGCUGGCGAGUUCUUUGCCCGCUUCUUGGGCAAGAACACGCCGAUCUACUUGCCGAACCCGACGUGGGGCAACCACAUUCCGAUCAUGAAGGAUGCUGGCCUCGACGUCCGUCGCUACGCCUACUUUGAGCCGGCCUCGCGCGGCCUCAACUUUUCGGGCUUGAUGAGCGAUAUCCAGGGCGCCCCCGAAAAGUCGGUGUUCCUCCUCCACGCGUGCGCUCACAACCCGACGGGUGUUGACCCGACGAAGGAGCAGUGGGCUGCGAUCUCCAAGGCCAUGAAGGAGAAGAACCAUGUCGUCUUCUUUGACUGCGCGUACCAGGGCUUUGCCUCGGGCGACGCCGACCGUGAUGCUGCCGCCAUUCGCCAAUUUGUCGAGGACGGCCACAACAUUGUCUUGUCGCAGUCGUACGCCAAGAACUUCGGCCUCUACGGUGAGCGCGUCGGUGCGCUCAGCGUCGUGUGCAAGGACGCGGACGAGGCUGCGCGCGCCGAGUCGCAGCUCAAGAUCCUGAUCCGCCCCAUGUACUCGAACCCGCCGAUCCACGGCGCGCUCCUCGUCUCGACGAUCCUCGGCGACGACAAGCUCAAGCGCCAGUGGUACGGCGAGUGCAAGAGCAUGGCCGAUCGCAUCAUCUCGAUGCGGUCGCUCCUCAAGGCCAACAUUGCCAAGAUUGACGGCUCGACGACCGAAUGGAACCACAUUACGGACCAGAUUGGCAUGUUCUGCUACACGGGCCUCACGGAGCCGCAGGUCGACCGCAUGAUGGCCAAGCACCACAUCUACUUGACCAAGGACGGUCGCAUCUCGAUGGCCGGCGUCAACUCGAAGAACGUCGAGUACAUUGCCGAAGCCAUCGCCGAGGUUGUCCAGCACGCGUAA
Molecule: messenger RNA, 1295 nt
Organism: Saprolegnia parasitica CBS 223.65
Lineage: Eukaryota; Oomycota; Saprolegniomycetes; Saprolegniales; Saprolegniaceae
Exons: 4
Coding region: 30-1295 (421 amino acids)
Biological process (GO): biosynthetic process; amino acid metabolic process
Cellular component (GO): mitochondrion
Molecular function (GO): pyridoxal phosphate binding; L-aspartate:2-oxoglutarate transaminase activity
Source: RefSeq, a predicted model, not a curated record